AUGGCGACGAGCAAUCCAGAGUUGCAGGAGAAGCUGCUGGAACUGGAGCAUGAACUCGAGGAAGGAGAUAUUACAGAAAAAGGUUACCAGAAACGGCGAACGCUGUUAUUGUCACAAUACCUUGGGCCAUCCUCUGGUACCGCCGAGGUGAAAGGUCUCCGGAUACACUCACCAGAUAACACUCUACACCCCUCGAAUGAUGGCUCGCGCACCGCCUCACUCGCAGCCCUUACUGCGAGUUCGAUAUACCCAGAGCAAACACUAGGCGCACGAGCUCAGCCGCCUUCCAGACCGACAUCUAGUCGAUUAGAUACAAUGGCGAGCGACUUCGGAAGUAAUAGAGCCCAGGAAGGGGGCUUCCCUAGUGAAAGGCCGAAAGAGUUGCGGCUUGGUAUCCAUAAUCCAGUGCCGAGACAACCGUCGUCCGGUCAUGAUUCGCUCUUCCUACCCAGAACUCCUACAUUUGAUGGAAGGCAGGGAGAUCGGGGUAUGACAAUGGGAUCGACCAAUUCAGGGGCAAACUAUGCGUUUAAUCCGGAAUAUCAAUCGGGGCAUACCGAGCAAGCCGGUGAAGUUUAUGAUGGCCGGACUGGCACAAUGGUGGAUUCCCACGGUACAAUGCUAGGAGAGUCACAACAACGAUACUUCUCUGAUUUUGCGGGCCAGCAGGGACACGAUAAUGGACUUCCAAAUUCGUACGGAGGCGGGCCUCAUAAAUACUCGUCGAGUGACGCAUUCUCCCCAACAGCUGCCAUGGCGCCACCCAUGUUAACCACUAAUGACCUUCCCCCGCCCGCUGCCCUCGAGUAUCAGAUGCCAUUGGAGCCCAGGGAAGUGCCCUUUGCUGUGUACGACCCCCAUGAUGGAAACACGCCCAUGUCGAAGUUCGAUAAUAUUGCAGCUGUCUUAAGACACCGCAGCCGGACGACCGCCAAGGCGCCAGCUUAUUGGGUUCUGGAUGGCAAGGGGAAAGAAAUCGCGUCAAUAACCUGGGAUAAACUUGCCAGCAGAGCCGAAAAGGUAGCUCAAGUGAUCAGGGAUAAGAGCUCUUUAUAUCGUGGAGAUAGAGUCGCCUUGAUAUACCGGGAUACGGAAAUCAUUGACUUUGCUAUUGCCAUACUUGGCUGCUUUAUUGCUGGUGUAGUUGCUGUUCCCAUCAACGAUCUCGAGGACUACGCGAAGCUAAAUUUAAUUCUUACAUCCACGCAAGCACAUCUAGCGCUCACCACAGACUAUAACUUGAAAGCAUUUCAACGCGAUAUUACCACUCAAAAACUCAACUGGCCACGUGGAGUAGAAUGGUGGAAAACAAACGAAUUUGGAAGUUUUCACCCCAAGAAGAAAGACGAUGUGCCACCUCUGACCGUCCCUGAUCUUGCAUAUAUCGAGUUCUCGCGAGCCCCUACUGGGGACCUGAGGGGAGUUGUGAUGAGCCACCGUACAAUUAUGCAUCAGAUGGCUUGUCUAAGUGCCAUUAUUUCUACCGUCCCAUCGAACACUGCCGAUACAUUUAGUGCACGUCUUAGAGACAAAAACGGCAGGCUCAUGGCUGGCGGUAGCAACCAUGGCGAGAUCCUGGUCUCUUAUCUGGAUCCCCGACAAGGCAUUGGCAUGAUUCUCGGCGUUUUGCUGACGGUGUAUGGUGGCCAUACAAGUGUCUGGAUGGAAAACAAGGCAGUUGAGACGCCUGGUCUUUACGCACAUCUCAUCACGAAAUACCGGGCAACUCUGAUGUUGGCUGAUUAUCCCGGUCUAAAAAGGGCAGCCUAUAAUUACCAACAAGAUCCAAUGACAACGCGGAACUUCAAGAAGGGCAUGGAACCUAAUUUCCAGCAUGUCAAACUCUGUUUAAUAGACACUCUGACAGUGGACAGCGAGUUCCACGAAGUGCUUGCUGAUCGAUGGCUCAGACCAAUGCGAAACCCAAGGGCGAGGGAACUAGUGGCGCCGAUGCUCUGCCUACCCGAACACGGUGGCAUGGUUAUUAGUAUGCGGGACUGGCUGGGUGGAGAAGAGCGGAUGGGUUGCCCUUUGAAACUUGAUAUGGGCUCUGAUAGCGAGCCAGAGGAGAAGCCGGAGGUAAAGGAGAAACCUGUCAAUGAUGGCUUCGGCAGCCUCAUUGGAGGUACAACUACAACGCCUACGGAACAGCAGGGAAGAACGGAGCUGAGCGAAGUUCUUCUAGAUCGUGAAGCUCUCAAGACCAACGAGGUGGUGGUGGUCGCCAUAGGAGACGAGGCACGCAAGAAGGCCAGUAGUGAGCCUGGCACCGUCCGAGUUGGAGCCUUUGGGUUCCCAAUACCCGAUGCCACUCUCACCGUCGUUGACCCUGAAACUGGGUUACUAUCUUCCCCACAUUCUGUGGGCGAGAUCUGGGUUGACUCGCCAUCCCUGUCAGGGGGCUUCUGGGCCUUACCGCGACACACAGAGCAAAUAUUUCACGCUCGUCCCUACAAAUUUGACCCAGGUGAGCCUACACCUACGAUGGUCGAGCCGGAAUUCUUAAGAACUGGUUUGCUGGGGACUGUCAUCGAAGGCAAGAUCUUCGUCCUUGGACUGUAUGAGGAUCGAUUGCGGCAGAAGGUUGAAUGGGUUGAACACGGACAUGAAGUUGCCGAGUAUCGUUACUUCUUUGUGCAGCAUAUAAUCGUGAGUAUCAUGAAGAACGUUCCAAAGAUUUACGACUGCUCCGCGUUUGAUGUCUACGUCAAUGAGGAACAUCUCCCUGUGGUUCUACUGGAAUCCCAAUCAGCAUCAACCGCCCCUGUUACUUCUGGAGGCCCUCCUCGACAACUGGAUACCGCAUUGCUUGAUUCGUUAUCAGAACGCUGCAUGGAAGUGCUUAUGCAAGAGCACCACUUGAGAGUUUAUUGUGUGAUGAUCACAGCACCCAACACAUUACCGAAAGUCCUUAAAAACGGGCGAAGGGAGAUUGGGAACAUGUUGUGCCGACGGGAAUUCGAGCUUGGGAACUUACCAUGCGUGCAUGUCAAAUUUGGUGUUGAGCGGGCCGUUCUAAACCUGCCAAUUAGUGUGGAUCCAAUUGGCGGUAUCUGGUCACAGAUUGCUUCCCAGACACGAGAAAAUAUUUUGUCUCCCGGCGACAAGCAAUACUCGGGCAUUGACCGACGCGAAGUCGUCAUUGAUGAUCGCACGUCUACGCCGCUAAACAACUUCACUAGCAUUGUCGAUUUGCUGCAGUGGAGAGUUGCACGACAGUCUGACGAACUUUCUUAUUGCACAAUUGAUGGCAGGGGCAAAGAGGGCAAGGGUAUUACAUGGAAGAAGUUUGACACCAAAGUUGCUGCUGUAGCCAUGUAUCUCAAGAACAAGGUUAAGGUCCGAUCUGGUGAUCAUUUGAUACUUAUGUAUACGCACUCGGAGGAUUUUGUAUACGCCGUACAUGCUUGCUUCUGCUUAGGGGUUACGGCAAUACCAAUGGCUCCUCUGGACCAAAACCGCCUUAACGAGGACGCCCCAGCGUUCCUCCAUAUGGUGGCGGACUACACUGUCAAGGCCGUGCUUGUGAAUCAAGAUGUUGACCACCUUCUCAAGCAGAAGCCUGUAUCACAACAUCUCAAACAGUCGGCUCAGGUUUUGAAGGUUUCCGUGCCAAACAUAUACAAUACAACCAAACCCCCGAAACAAAGCAGCGGAUGUCGCGAUCUUGGGUUAACUAUGCAACCAGCGUGGGUUCAGCCUGGCUUCCCUGUUCUCGUCUGGACAUAUUGGACUCCGGACCAACGACGUAUAGCAGUACAGCUGGGUCACGAUACCAUAAUGGGUAUGUGCAAAGUACAGAAAGAAACGUGCCAAAUGACGAGCUCGAGGCCGGUCUUAGGUUGCGUUCGAAGCCACAGCGGUUUGGGCUUUAUUCAUACCAGCCUGAUGGGUAUAUUUGUCGGCGCACCCACCUACCUUGUGUCGCCAGUUGAAUUUGCCCAAAAUCCUAUUUCACUAUUCUUGACUCUAUCAAGAUACAAAAUCAAGGACACAUAUGCAACUCCUCAGAUGCUGGAUUACGCCAUGUCCGUGAUGCCGGGCAAAGGUUUCACUCUGCAUGAGUUGAAAAAUAUGAUGAUAUCUGCAGAAGGGCGGCCCCGCGUUGAUGUAUUCCAGAAAGUCCGGCUGCACUUUGCGGCGACUGGCCUUGACCGAACAGCUAUCAAUACGAUCUAUUCGCAUGUGUUAAACCCGAUGAUUGCGUCCCGGUCAUACAUGUGUAUCGAGCCGAUCGAACUUUGGCUUGAUACGCAGGCAUUAAGGCGGGGUAUGGUCGUUGCUGUCGACCCAGACUCCGAGCCCAAAGCUCUCCUUGUCCAGGACUCGGGAAUGGUUCCUGUCUCAACCCAAAUAGCGAUUGUGAAUCCAGAAAGUCGGAGUCUUUGUCACGAAGGGGAGUACGGCGAAAUCUGGGUUGAUUCAGAGGCCUGCGUCAAGUCGUUUUAUGGAUCUAAGGACGCCUUCGACUCGGAGAGAUUUGAUGGCCGGACAAUUGACGGUGACCCAAAUGUCCAGUAUGUUCGCACCGGAGAUCUUGGUUUCCUACAUAAUGUUAGUCGACCAAUUGGCCCCAAUGGCGCACAGGUCGACAUGCAGGUUCUCUUUGUCUUAGGCAAUAUUGGUGAGACUUUCGAGAUCAAUGGAUUGAGUCACUUCCCCAUGGAUAUUGAAUAUUCCGUCGAGAAAUGCCACCGAAAUAUUGUGCCGGCAGGCUGCGCUGUUUUCCAAGCUGGUGGACUUAUUGUCGUCCUGGUUGAAGUAGCGAGGAAGGCUUAUCUCGCCUCAAUCGUCCCAGUAAUCGUCAACGCUAUCCUCAACGAGCAUCAGAUAGUAGUCGAUAUCGUUGCAUUUGUCAACAAAGGCGACUUCCCACGGUCAAGGCUGGGGGAGAAGCAGCGCGGGAAGAUUUUGGCCAGCUGGGUUACACGCAAGAUGCGCACCAUGGCGCAGUUCGGCAUCCGAGACCCCGAUUCAGGCCUUUCUGAUGUCACUGAAGGAAUGGAGCCACGCAACGGGGCUGCCAGCCUUCGGAAUAGCAGCGUUAUGGCAAGUAGUCUUCGCCAUGUUGAGCCGGCUCCUCAAAUCCUCGAGGAACAGCAGCGUGAAAGAGCGCAAGCUGACAGUAUGUACGUGCCCUUGCCCACCGGCAUCUCGGAAAUGCCAGCAUACAAUUUCGAUGACCCGAUCGUCGAAUCACCCAAGAACAGUAAUGGCGCAUCGGUCAACAGCGACGACACGCCGACGAACAGCCGCCGUGAUCAUUUCGAGCUCCCCGUUCCUGACUAUAAUGCCCAAAAUAAUAAUCUACUCAAUCUUAAAGGUAGUAAUGAGUUUAUGGUUCCAUUCGAUUCCGCCAACGAACCCCCACCGCCGGUUGGGCCCAAACCAGGAGCGAGUCCGCAAAUUAACCUGCCAGCCGCCGACGGACGCGAAGGGGAUAUAUGGACCCUACCUAGCCAGCAAGGGCGCGGCCUGCGGAGUAGUUCGCAUGAAGAUGAUGACGAUCUAUGGAAGCAAGAAGCAAUUAUGCAUAUGAAUCUUGCGGAUCGGACUGCGACGAACCAACAAGAACGCGCCUACGCGGGCAGCAGCACGAGCGCCAGCAGCACGAGCCGCGCAGCAGAGCGGAUGGAAGUCAUUAUUCUGGGAUCGGGCGGCGGACCUAAGGAAGACAAUACCACUGCAUUCUUGGUACGAUCCGUUUCGACAGCCUGGAAAAGAAACUCUUUGCUCGCAGUCGACGCAGGAACUCAUUUAGCAGCGAUAUCUAAAAUCCUUGAGCAACACUCGCCUAUCCCAGCUCCAUCAAAUGAGCAACAAUCCAACACCAGCACCUUAACCACGGGACCGUUCAAAGGCCUCGAGGUCUCGAGUGUUAAACCAGCAGCCAAUGCUGCGUACAUCACGCGGAACCUGAUAGACACAUAUCUCAUUACUCAUCCUCAUUUAGAUCAUAUUUAUGGCUUCGUUGUAAAUACAGCGUCCCUACUAGGUUCUCGUCCGAAACGUCUUGCGGGUUUACCAAACACGAUCGAGGCUUUCAAAAAUCAUAUUUUCAAUAACGUCAUCUGGCCAAAUCUUUCCGAUGAGAAUAAUGGCGCCGGUCUAGUGACUUAUAUGCGACUGGUCGAGGGCGGCUCCCCAGCGAUAGGCGAGGGCGACAGUAAAGGCUAUGUGGAGGUCUGUGAGGGUUUGGGUGUCAAGACGCUGAGUGUCAGCCACGGCCAUUGCUUCGAGCAUCACAGCCAUCGAGGAUCCGGUGCCGGUCUGGGGGCAAGUUUCUCCCUUGAUUCGCCCGGUCGCUCCACCCCGUCAGGACAUCAAACGUCUCCGCGCAUAAAUUCUGGGAUGUCAUUUGGCCCAGCUGAAUCAAUAAGGUCGGAUUCCCGUGGUGGUCGGAUUUGUGUGUGUGACUCCUCGGCAUAUUUCAUACGUGAUAUCGCGAGCGGAGACGAGAUCAUCAUAUUUGGCGACGUGGAGCCAGAUUCCAUCUCGCUGUCCCCACGAAAUAUAACCGUAUGGGUUGAGGCGGCGCCAAAGAUCGCUUCUGGGCUGCUGAAAGGGAUAUUUAUCGAAUGCUCGUAUGACGACUCACAAUCCGACGAUAGACUAUUCGGACAUCUCGCCCCCCGAUUUCUCAUCGAAGAGUUGAAAGCUUUAGCGACCGAGGUGCAGUGUUGUGGCGGCGACAGUAGGGAGAGGGCAGAUUCUAAGAAACGGAAACGUCCCAGUGCUAGCAAUGCCGUUGAUGACCUCCGCCGUCGGACAACUAGGGCGUCAGUAGGCUCGCAAUCGCCUAUUAGCCCCUUGACGCGGACUCGGUUUGCUGCCAUUGAGAUCCAAUCAAGCCUUACCGACGAGCCUCUAAAUUAUGGCAGCCAGUCUUCUCGAGAGAAUUCAGUACUUUCUAUUCGUGGGAAGAGCGAGUUUCCAUUGAAAGGCCUUAAGGUUGUUAUUAUACAUGUGAAGGAGAAACUGGAUGAUGGGCCGGAGGUUGGUGAUAUUAUUUUGGAGCAGUUACAGGCUUAUGAGGAGGAGGCGAGGUUGGGUUGUGAGUUUAUUAUCUCCAAGAGUGGAGAGGCGGUGUAUUUCUAG
Venustampulla echinocandica is the source of this 7098-nucleotide messenger RNA. RefSeq names its product Acetyl-CoA synthetase-like protein. Gene Ontology annotation, biological process: cAMP catabolic process. Gene Ontology annotation, molecular function: 3',5'-cyclic-AMP phosphodiesterase activity. The transcript has 6 exons. The coding region runs from base 1 to 7098 and encodes 2365 amino acids. Gene Ontology annotation, cellular component: cytosol. The record is from RefSeq and is a predicted model, not a curated record. Lineage: Eukaryota; Fungi; Ascomycota; Leotiomycetes; Helotiales; Pleuroascaceae.